CUUCCCCCCUUGUCGACUCUAUCAUCAUCCGCAACCCCUUCUCCCCCGGCGCACGUUAUAAACGACCGCUACCAUGGCGACAACCUCACGACCGCAGUUGAAACCCUACGACGUCGACAUAAGUAUCGUCUCCGCUAAACAUCUCAAGAACGUUAACUGGCGUCACGGCGAUCUCAAGCCCUAUGUCAUCUUCUGGGUCGACCCGGACCGCCGGCUAGCCACCAAGUCUGACGACUCUGGCUCUACUCGACCGGUCUGGAACGAGCGGUUCGUACUUCCUCUCACUCUCUCUCCUCAGGACUCCUUCCUCACCCUUGAGAUCUUCCAUUCCAAACCCUCCGAGACACCCAAACCCCUUGUGGGUACUCUUCGAUUCCCACUCAAGGACCUGGGCGACUCGGACGAUUUCACCAAACUCAGAACCUUCGAGGUCCGUCGCCCAUCGGGUCGUCCGCAAGGAAAGAUCCGCCUGAAACUCGCCGUCCGGGAACGAUUCUUGCCGGAUUACCAUUCUGCCCCUCCUCAACCUAGUUUUUAUUACCACACUGCCCCUCCUGCUCCACCUUCUACACGCGACUACAGAGGAUACACACCUUCUCCGUAUGCUUCACUUCCACCGACAAUUCCACCGGCUGCGACGGUGACUCCAUCUCCGUCUUUGUCGCCACCGCCACCGCCACAGCCUCUUUCGUACACAUACGGGUCGUAUUCUGAUCCGUACACUGGUUACUACUCGGCUUAUUAUUCUCGGCCACCUCCACCACCACCACCACCGUUUAUUGAUCGACAGACGAGCUACGGUGGUGCCGGGCCUAGUGCGCCAGUGGAUUAUGCAUCGCCGUACGAUCAGAAGGCGAAGAGUGGCAAGAUGGGACUGGGCACUGGAUUGGCGGUGGGAGCGGUGGCGGGGGCUUUAGGAGGAUUAGCAUUGGAGGGAGGAUUGAAGUACGAGGAGGAGAGAAUUGCCGACAAAGUCGAGAGUGAUUUGUCCGUGAGGGAUGAUUACAGUGAGUAUCGUGUUGACUAUUUAUGCCAUUGAGUUCUAGGGUUUGAUGUUUUACCAUGAGUUAAGGUUAAAAAUGUUAAGGGCUUGUACUUUUUAUAUGGGUGGAUUUGUAUAUAUUCUAUUGUGAUUUUCUGUGUUUGAAUGGUGGUAUGAUGAAACAAGUAAGAGCUUAUUGGAUGAUUAUUGCCGUUUGUAUGAAUUAUGCUAAGAAAUAAAAGUUGCCUUUUUAUGUCGAUGCUUUUGAUUUCUUAGGGUUUUAGAUGUGAAU
Ilex paraguariensis (yerba mate) is the source of this 1274-nucleotide messenger RNA. NCBI's taxonomy places the organism in Eukaryota, Viridiplantae, Streptophyta, Magnoliopsida, Aquifoliales, Aquifoliaceae. The record is from the annotation of a GenBank genome assembly.